AUAAGUCAUAGUUAAAUAAUUGUUUGACUAGAACCUAACAUGCACUCCCAACUCCUGAACUUUACAUCUGCAGAUACUCCAGAUUGACAGGGAGCUGCUGUACUGCAACAGAAGAAAGAACCAUGAGGUCCCACUCCAGAGCAGAAAGGCUUCUUAUCUUAAAAGCAGUCAUUUUCCAGAGCCCCGCUACAAUAAAGCUCCUUCCGGCUCCCGAUAAAUGCACAUUCAUAAGAGGAACCCUUCCAACCUCCAUCACAACCAUCACUGCAGGGCCACUAAACAAGUUCCUGCUCUCCUCUCUGUUACCCAGCUCUUUUUUUUCUGUAUUGUUUUGUUUUUUUCUCUCUUUCACGUCCCUGGUUUUCUUUAAAGUUCAGAUCACAGUGCUUACAGGGAUUCAAGGAACCGGAUAGAGCCUGGACGUGCAGGUGCAAGAGAUUUGGUUCCAGCAACCGUACGGCACAGAGGGAGGAGGAGGCGCCAGCAAGGUGCCAAGAGGGGAAGGAAAGGACGGAAGAAGAGGAAAACACGAGAACGUGUAGGCUGCUACCCCUCAUUGAGCCACUCGAGCCUGGAGCAGAUGGAAAGAUUGUAGUGGGGGGAGAGAGAGAGAGAGAGAGAAAGGGAGAGAGAGAGAAUUGGAAGAAGCCAUGCAGAGAGUGAAGCAGCCCAGCGACGAUGCUUGAUGAACUGAACCGCUGACCACGAGAAACUCUUUCUUCCACUUUGAGUGAUCCCCAGUGGGACCACGGAAUCAGACAGGACAACCCCGAGGGGGAAGACAUCAACUCAUCCUCCCAGCUGACGGGCAGAAAAAGAGAAAACCCAGCCCGGGACGUGGAAAAGAAAGACGAGCAAGAGAGGAGGGAAAGGAGGACAGUUCUACAAAUGUCAGUGAGCGCAGACAGGCAGAGAGAGAUGCUCAGAGGGACCAGAUAGUGAAGAGAAAAGUGAAGCAAGUAGCAGGUGUGCCCCACAAGGACUCCACCAAAAAAAAAAAAGAAAAAGAAGAAAGGGCAACGCACCAGAGCAGUCCAGUUAAAAAGCUGUCACAAGUCAAGCAGUGAGAGAAAGAGCAGAUAGAGACCUACAGAGCUAUAGAGAAGGAUGGCCAACUCAGGUCUACAGCUGUUGGGUUAUUUUCUGGCGUUGGGCGGCUGGAUCGGCAUCAUCUCCACCACCGCCUUGCCGCAGUGGAAGCAGUCGUCGUACGCCGGCGAUGCCAUCAUCACGGCCGUGGGUCUGUACGAGGGGCUGUGGAUGAGCUGCGCCUCGCAGAGUACGGGACAGGUGCAGUGCAAGAUCUUUGACUCCAUGCUCUCGCUGGACAUCCACAUCCAGACAUGCCGGGCCCUCAUGGUGGUGUCGGUGCUGCUGGGCUUCAUCGGCAUCAUCGUCAGCGUGGUGGGCAUGAAGUGCACGAAGGUGGGAGACAACAACCCGGCCACCAAGACCCGCAUCGCUGUGACCGGGGGAGCUCUCUUCCUGCUUGCAGGUCUGUGCACACUGGUGUCUGUGUCCUGGUAUGCCACUCAGGUGUCCUAUCAGUUCUUCAACCCAAACACGCCGCCCAACGCCAGGUAUGAGUUCGGCUCGGCCCUGUUCGUGGGCUGGGCGGCAGCCAGUCUGACGGUUCUGGGCGGCUCCUUGCUGUGCUGCUCCUGCUCCAAAGACGACAUGCGAGGGCAACAAUAUUACCGCCAAUCACAGCCUUCCACAGCCAGGGAGUACGUGUAAAAACCCCCCACCCCUCUUCCAGCAGUCACCCAAACAGAGAGCAGAGGACACGCUUUGGCACCACCACCCUUUUUUUCCCAUGAAAUCAUGCCUGCUAAGUCCAAACAGAAAGACUACAUGCACACAAACACACACAUGCAAUCAUAUAGCACUGGCAUUUAUAUGCAGAGACACGCUAUACAUAGUGUUAGAUCCACCAGUAGGAUGUUUAUCAUCAGGCAGCCUACAUAUUUGAUGUCAAUCAUCUAACUCACUUCACAAUGUUAUGCUUGUUUUAUGACUAGAACUCUCUCGUGUGCCUUAUUUAAUGUACUUGAAGUUACCAUAGAGACACAAAGAAGACAAACUAAUGGCUUCUUGGUACAGAGGAACGACAUUUAGGGUGAAU
This is a messenger RNA of Stegastes partitus (bicolor damselfish), 2125 nucleotides long. RefSeq names its product claudin 19 (gene cldn19). Gene Ontology annotation, molecular function: structural molecule activity. The transcript has 5 exons. Gene Ontology annotation, cellular component: membrane; bicellular tight junction. NCBI's taxonomy places the organism in Eukaryota, Metazoa, Chordata, Actinopteri, Pomacentridae. The record is from RefSeq and is a predicted model, not a curated record. The coding region runs from base 1108 to 1737 and encodes 209 amino acids.